AGUUCUUAUCUAUUAUCUUACUUGAGAUCUUUCUUGUACGUCGUUCUUAUCUAAUAACUUAUUUAAAAUUCAAUAAGAAAUCAAGAUAAAUAGUACCAGUUAGUGUGUUAUCUCUCUAUCAUGAAUUAACUAAAGAAAUUAUUAUUAUUUCUUUUAUAUUAUUGACAAAUAUAAUUAUUGUAAACAACAACAACAACAACAAAGUAAAUAUAAAAAUAAAAAAGCCAUGGAAAAUUUUCCACCUCAAAAAUAUGUCAAUAAAAUAGAAACUUUUGAUACGUGUAUGAUCGAAGCUACAAAUCAGCAAGAAAUAAAUCAAUCGGUUGCUGCACAAACUCCUAUGCAAACAGUACAAGUAAAAAAUCAAGAUAAUCAUGAAUCAUCAACAUUGCAUCAACAUCAACAACAACAACAACAGCAGCAGCAGCAACAACAACAGCAGCAACAACAGCAACAACAACAACAACAACAACAACUGCAACAGGAUCAAACUCAAAUCACGCAAAUACAAUCAAAUAUUCAUCAAAACAUGACACUUACUCCAGUACGCUUACCUGCAAUUCUAGACGGUGAAUUCUUUACAGUAAUUAGAGUAGAAGACACUAAUGUUACAGUUAGAUGUUUACAAUGUCACAAAUUGCUUAAUGGAAAUUUAAAGUCUACGGGGAACUUUUUAAGUCAUAUAAAAAGACUCCAUCCACUCAUGAUAGAAAAAAUCAAAUGUAAAUCUAACCAAAGGAAACCUGCAAUGGUAUAUAUUGAUUUAUCUUCUGAUAAAUAUGCAGAAAUCAUAAAAACAAAAAGAAGAUACAGAAAAUACUAUAAACCAGAAGAGUGUCAACCCGGUAGCGAAGAAUUGUAUGAACAAUCGGCAGAAUGGACGGAUCAAAAUCCAGUUAUUAGAAGAAGAAAAUCGGAAGAACCUGAAUCUAAUGAUUUCUUAAAAAUACCACAUAACAAUUCUAUCGUUAUGGAAGAUGAAUUUGAUGCAAUUGGUCGGAAUGUAGCGGCUAAACUUAGAAAUAUGCGUAUAGACCAAAGAAUAAUAGCGGAAAAGUUAUUAAGUGAUAUUUUGUUUGAAGCACAACUUGGUAAUCUUCACAGAGAUUCUAACAUACAUGUGUAAAAAAAUUAUUUUAUAAUAUAUAUAUAUAUAUAUAUAUUUUCUAUAAAUGAACUGAA
Polistes canadensis is the source of this 1182-nucleotide messenger RNA. RefSeq lists its product as uncharacterized. Lineage: Eukaryota; Metazoa; Arthropoda; Insecta; Hymenoptera; Vespidae. The coding region runs from base 227 to 1126 and encodes 299 amino acids. The transcript is spliced from 4 exons. The record is from RefSeq and is a predicted model, not a curated record.